Messenger RNA from Spodoptera frugiperda (fall armyworm), 3330 nucleotides. Its product is annotated as putative carbonic anhydrase 3. Gene Ontology annotation, molecular function: zinc ion binding; carbonate dehydratase activity. The coding region runs from base 99 to 1055 and encodes 318 amino acids. The transcript is spliced from 9 exons. Lineage: Eukaryota; Metazoa; Arthropoda; Insecta; Lepidoptera; Noctuidae. The record is from RefSeq and is a predicted model, not a curated record.
CCGAGUUCAUCUGAGCUCGAUGGCAGUGCGUGUAUAUUUUUUAUAAGAAAAAAUAUUUUUUUGAAUAUAUUCUUUACAUUUUUCAAUUACUUUUGGAAAUGUUGAUAUUUGUAGUUAUUCUCUCCCAGUUUUUAUUAGAAUUAGCAGCUGUAAAUGUGACUCCUGAGACUAAGAUUUCUUCUACUUCCAAUUUUAUUUGGUCUUAUGAUGAUGAGUCCAAGUGGCCUGGUAAACUCUGCCAGUCAGGCGGCAAACGGCAGUCUCCCAUUGACAUCAGGACUGAUGAUGUGGUCCGAGACUUUAGGAAGGAGUUCAUCAAGUAUGGGCCGCUCAAAUUCACAGGAUAUAAGAAGGUCCUUACCACUGGCAUCAAUAAUGGACAUACUAUACAAUUCAGCACGGAGGGAGAGGAUCUGAUGCACCCGCUGAUCUCUGGUGGACCUCUCAAGUAUCGCUACAGGCUCGAACAGCUGCACUUCCACUGGCUCUCGGAACACGCCGUAAACGGUGUCAAAUAUCCAAUGGAGAUACAUUUCGUCCACGUGCGAGCUGAUCUCACCGUGAACCAGGCGUUGCACAGAAAGGAUGGGCUAGCCAUCGUCUCUGUCUUCGGCAAUGUACAAAGUGAAUUAGACGACAGCGACUUACAUAUGGGAGAAGUGAUGACGCACGUUCCGAAGCUGAUGAGGCCAGGAAACCGGCUCAGUGGGGUGCUCCUCGAUAUGUCAAAGCUGUUGAAUGUGGACAAGUCUUCAUACUACACAUACGCGGGAUCCCUGACGUCACCGGACUGCAACGAGGCUGUCAUCUGGAUCAUCUUCACAACUCCAAUAGUCUUAACGGAUGCACAGUACCGCAUGUUCGCCAACAUAGGCAUAGUGCGGCACAACUUCAGGAGCCUGCAGAAGGUGAACCAGCAGGUGGUGUACAUGCCCGUGGAGGUCAAGGUCAAGGUGCCGCACAUCGUGCAGUUCUUCGUGGACGUCGGCAGGGCCGUCACUGACUUCUUCAAGAAUUUUGGCACAUUCGUGUCAAACGGCAUCCACGUACGAUAGCACGCGGUGUUUGCAUUAAAUUCGCAAUGUUUUGCAAAAUUCCGGUAUCUGGAACGAGAUGUUUUUACAUGGUCACAAAUGUUCAUUUUACAUCAAGGCUGAACCAACCUUGAACCUUUGAUACCAGUUUAAAAAAAAGAAUGUUUAACCGCCGUACUUAGACUCAUUUUAUAGUUACUUAACCCAAUCCUUAGCAAUUUCGGAAUAAAAUCGUUACUAAGGAAAAGUUUAAGUAAUCAUUAAAUGUCUCUGAGUGUGGCAGUAAGCCACGCUUUCCAUUUAACUGAGGCAGAAAUUAUGAUUAAAGUAUACGUUUCACUUAAUGUAACUUAGACAGAGUUUAAAGUACAUAAUUUUAAAAGUAAAUUAAUAAAACGAUAUUGCUUUAUAUCAUCAACAUUCUUGCUUUACAUAACAUUUGUAUAAUUAUAAUAACUGUGAAACAUACUAAAUUAACUAAAAAAUAACGGUUUACGUCACGCAGCCUACAACGCCACCGCGUUUGCGUACGCUGCUCAUGGUAGAGUCCCUCUGUGAUUCGAAACUAGUUGAGUUUUUACAUGAGUAAACUGUUAUUUUUAGUUAACAUCUACAUUUCUUGGAGGGACUAUGUAACAAAAACUAGUCACCAGAUAUGUUACGUAGGACAGAACAGUGGCAAUUGUUUCAAAUUAAAUAAAAAGAUGUGACUGCGGUACUUGUAAAUAGAUUAUAUUAAUUUAUUAUAAAAUAAAAUACUUGCGUUAUUGUUAAUUCUGUUUUAUUUAAAUAAUAAUAUUAACAGCCGUAUCUACAUAUCACGCACACAAACAUACAUUGUCAUCAUAUACCAACAGGAUAUUGUAUACAAAUAUAUUUUUCUUUUAAAAAAUAAGUAAUUGGUGUUAGGCAACAUAGUCGUAACUUCACGGCACUUAAUCUUUGAAGGUAUAGACAGAGUAGUACUUAUAGUACACCAUCUUUUGCCAACCUUUGAGUUUCGCCAGUUAUGGAAUCCUAUGUAAUAUAGGAUGAAAUAAAAAUACCGGUUUAAUGAUUGAGAAUUUCGAGGAAAUCCAAUAAUAUAUUGCCCUACUCGGUGAAACAAGUAACCAUGUCAACAGAUAAAACAAAAAAAAAACAUAUUUGUAUACAAAAUUUCACUCCAUCGCAUCGCCAACAUUGGUUACCAAUGCCAACGUUACGUCCAAUGCUUGGCAAAGGAACUUCAUAAGUACGUAAGCUAAUGUCAGGCAACAUUGGCGUUGGCCACCAAUAUUGGACGAAGUUUUUAACUAACCCAGACAUAAAAUUAACUAAUAAAUUACAUGAAUACGGUUUGGUUCUAACACAUACGCAUGGUAACCGCAUACAAACAAAAUUUUGAAAAACCCAACUUUAUGAUCUUUCCAUGGAGUGUAAUUUACACUGAAGAGUUUUCAUAAUAAUAGUUCUUUUAAAACAGUACUUUGCCUUAUUUACGUAAUAAAAGUUAAAACAAUAAUUAAACAAUAUUCUGGAACAUUUUAAAACAAAUGAAAUAAUACAGAAUCCAAUUUCAAUCAAAAAUACAAUAUGAUUUUUAACAAUAGUGCAAAAGCCUAAUGUAAUUUCAGCGUCCACAGGCCCGCAUCGCACGCAUCGUACGCAACGGAUUUUAGUUUGUCUUGUAUAGAAACUCAUACAACUGCGUCCACUGAUUUGCAUCGUAUGGAUGCAGUCAAUCCGUUUGAUGCGAUGCGUACGAUGCAGACCUGUGGACGCUUACCAGUAAUCUACGGCUCUUUUCUAAGUUUUUUAUAUGAGUAUAAAACAUAAAGGAUAAUGAUACUUUUAUUCAUUUCCGAAUUAUUAAGACGAAUGACGAAAACGAAAUCAGUUUUGUUUUAUUUGUAUACAGGUAAAGAAACAGUAUCCAUGCGACGGUCCAUAAGUUUCUAAUUUUUGUCUAUCAUGUAGCUAUUUUGUAAUAAAGUCAGUAUGGCCUGUCUGUUUGAUUAAACCUUUAACUAGGUCUCAUCUUUCUCAGAUGGUAAAUAAGUACUGAUUUAUUCUCUAUUUUGCGAAAGUGUGAUCGAUCUAAGACGGUCUUUAAAGUGAAGAUUAUCUUGUGUGUAAGUGUGUUGAAAGUUAAUACAACAUACAAAACACAAUUUCGAUGAAAAAAUAAUUAGGAACAUAUACAGUAAGUAAACGAAACGCUCCCAAACGCCGCAAACAGGUGAUAGUGAAAGUUGUAUUUUGAAAACAAUAAGGAAUUCAAUGUUUAUGUAAUAUGUAUAAUAAUAGAUGUAAU